CCUUCAACUUUCUCUCUAUAUAAACACCCAAACCACCUUAUCUUCUCCCCCCACGGAUAUCAUCUUCACAACAAAGCAUCUUUCACCAUUUUCACUGAUCCUUUUGCCAUUACAUAUUGCUCUUGCUGCAACAGCAAAUUCUCGUUGGGGAAAGAGGGGGGAGAUAAAGAAAGAGAAAGGACAAGAGAGGAAACAGAGAGGCACAACAUUUCUUUAAUUUCUAUGGAGACUGUUUCUAUACUUUUACUAAACGUUAUUCUCUUUCUCUCCACUCUUCUUUCAUAUCCAUUCCUAAGGAAGCAAAAGAGAGGACUUUUUCCUAUAAAAAUAUUUAAGCUUCCACCAGGUUCAAUGGGUUGGCCGUUUAUUGGAGAAACUCUUCAACUCUACUCUCAAGACCCGAAUAUCUUCUUUUUGACAAAGCAAACAAGGUCUCACCAUGAGAUCUAUGGAGAAAUAUUCAAAACCCACAUACUUGGUUGCCCUUGUGUCAUGCUGGCUAGCCCUGAAGCUGCAAGGUUUGUGCUGGUGACUCAUGCUCACUUGUUCAAGCCAACGUACCCCAAAAGCAAAGAGAAGCUGAUCGGCCCUUAUGCGCUGUUCUUUCACCAGGGUGAAUACCACACUCGACUAAGGAAGUUGGUUCAAAGCUCUCUAGCCCCUGAUACCAUCAGGAAGCUAAUUCCUAAUAUCGAAGACUUAGUUGUUUCAGCCCUGGAGUCAUGGGCUACCUCUGGACAUGUUAUAAACACCUUUUAUGAGAUGAAGAAGUUCUCUUUCGACAUCGGCAUUCUUUCCAUUUUUGGUCACUUAGAUAGAGGCUACAGAAAGAAGUUGGAAGAGAACUACCGGAUAGUAGAUAAAGGUUACAACUCUUUUCCUACAAACAUUCCAGGAACUGCAUAUCACAAAGCAUUCCUGGCGAGGAAAAGGCUAAAUCAGAUUCUGGUAGAAAUAAUUUGUGAGAGGAAGGAGAAAAGGCUGGUGGAGAAGGAUCUGUUGGGCCAUUUGUUGAACUUCAAGGAUGAAAAGGGGCAAACUUUGACCGACGAUCAAAUAGCUGAUAACAUCAUUGGAGUACUUUUUGCUGCCCAGGACACCACAGCCAGUUUUAUAACAUGGAUUCUUAAAUUCCUCCAUGAUGACCCUAAACUUCUAGCAGCUGUCAAGGCAGAGCAAAAGGCCAUAUACGAGUCCAACGAUGGAGGAAAGAAGCCCCUAACAUGGGCACAGACAAGGAGCAUGCCUCUUACAUAUAAGGUUGUACUAGAAAGCUUGAGGAUGGCAAGCAUCAUAUCUUUCACAUUCAGGGAAGCAGUAGAUGAUGUGGAAUAUAAGGGUUACCUAAUACCCAAGGGUUGGAAAGUGAUGCCAUUAUUCAGGAAUAUUCAUCACAAUCCAGAAUUCUUUUCUAAUCCUCAUGACUUCGAUCCAUCUAGAUUUGAGGUAGCUCCAAAACCCAAUACCUUCAUGCCAUUUGGCAAAGGCGUUCACGCUUGCCCCGGCAACGAGCUAGCCAAGCUGGAGGCUCUCAUUUUGAUCCACCAUCUAGUAACAAAAUUUAGGUGGGGGGUGGUGGGCUCUCAAAGUGGGAUUCAAUAUGGCCCAUUCCCAAUCCCUCAACAAGGACUCCCAGCCAGAUUUUGGAAAGAAUCCAGCAGACCUAUUCAAGAUGUGUGCCCUUAUGUUACAGAUUUGGGAAAGAGUCCAUCCAGCAUUACAGCAACCAAAACUUUGCUGCUCCCCUGACCAAACCCUACUAUUUUUCACCAUGGGGUUUCUUAAAUCAUAUCAGAUUUCACCUUGAUUUAGUAUAAUUAUUAGCUUCAUGUUAUUUUUGCAGCUAGUAAUUGUAGCUUUGCAUUAGAAUAUGUAUAUUAUUAAUUAUGAAUAAGAAAAAGUGUCUUAAUAAGAAAAAAUUCAUUUCCCCAACAACCCCAUCUAUAGAUGCAGGCCAUAGCUCUGUACUUAAUUGUUAUGAAAUGUAACUUCAUUUUAACCUCCAACACAAUAAAUAG
Messenger RNA from Durio zibethinus, 2018 nucleotides. RefSeq names its product abscisic acid 8'-hydroxylase 4-like. Gene Ontology annotation, molecular function: heme binding; (+)-abscisic acid 8'-hydroxylase activity; iron ion binding. Gene Ontology annotation, biological process: sterol metabolic process. NCBI's taxonomy places the organism in Eukaryota, Viridiplantae, Streptophyta, Magnoliopsida, Malvales, Malvaceae. The record is from RefSeq and is a predicted model, not a curated record.